Molecule: messenger RNA, 1128 nt
Organism: Jatropha curcas
Lineage: Eukaryota; Viridiplantae; Streptophyta; Magnoliopsida; Malpighiales; Euphorbiaceae
Source: RefSeq, a predicted model, not a curated record
AUGAAUCAAGGAAGAAGAAAUUACCCUUACUCAAAUUCUUAUGACAACAGAUUGAGAAAUCAUCCUAAUCUUUCGUACGGAAAUCCAAAUAAUACCUUGAACGCACCACCAGGUUUCAUACCUCCAGAGAAAAAGCCUCAUGACGAUCUCCUCACUGCUCUUUCCAAAUCACACAUGGAUUUUAUGAACGAAACCAGAGAGAACAAUAAAAUCCAACAAGCUGCGAUAAGGAACUUGGAGAUUCAGUUGGUACAAUUUGCAAACAUGAUGGCAGCCGGACCUCAAGGUACGCUACCUAGUAACACUGAGAAAAAUCCUAAAGAACAAGUACAAGCCAUCACCUUGAGGAGUGGUAAGCAGUUAGAAGGUACAACCAGGAUUGAGAAAGAGAAGGAAGAGCAGAGAAAGGUUCCCACCAUUGAUCUAGAAGAGAAGGAAGAAGUGAAACCUUAUGUUCCAUCUAUCCCCUUUCCACAAAGAUUAAAGAAAUGCAAGACGAUAAGAGUUUCCUCAACUCUUGCUCAGAUGCCCAGUUAUGCAAAAUUCUUGAAAGAAAUUCUGAUCAAGAAAAGGAAAAUCAAUGAUCAAGGAAUGGUGAUGUUCACAGAGGAGUGCAGUGCAAUUAUUCAAAAUAAAUUGCCUCCUAAACCAAAUGAUCCAGGAAGUUUUUCUAUCCCUUGUAAUAUUGGCAAUCUUAAUUUUGAAAAAGCUUUAGCAAAUUUAGGAGCUAGCAUUAAUCUUAUGUCUUAUGAAGUGUUUAAGAUACUAGAAAUGGGGGAGCUAAAGCCAACCAGGAUGUCUCUACAAUUAGCGGAUCGAUCAAUCAAGUAUCUGAAAGGAAUUGUAGAAGACAUGCUUGUCAAGGGAAGGAUCCUUAAUCCUUGGAAGACUCUUUCUUGCAAUGCAAGAGCAUUGAUUGAUGUGCACGAAGGAAAAUUAACUUUGAGGGUAGGACAUGAGGACAUAGUCUUUGAUGUUUUGAAGUCAUGUAAACUCCCUAAGGAUAAUGAUGACUAUUUUAGGAUUGAUGUUGUUGAUGAAUGUGUAAAAGACAAUCUGCAUAAGAAGGAUAAUAAUAACAUUAAUCAAAACAUCAUAGAUGAAGUGAAACCCCAAGGCAAGAAUUGA